AUGGGUGAAGUAGAAGUGUGCAAUAAGCAAGUUAUACUGAAGAACUAUGUGAGUGGCUUCCCAAAAGAGAGUGAUAUGGAGGUGAAAACUACUAGUUUGAAGUUAAAGCUUUCGGAGGGUGAUUCUUCAGUAGCAAUCUUAGUCAAAAAUUUGUACUUGUCCUGUGAUCCCUACAUGAGAUCCCGCAUGAGCAAGCUUGAAGGACAGUACGUUGAUUCCUUCACUCCUGGCUCUGUAAGUCACGUCCUAUACAUACGUAUGUAUCCUAUAGUGGGAUACGGAGUGGCUGAAGUUCUGGAUUCUAGUCAUCCAAACUUCAAGAAAGGUGAUCUGGUUUGGGGAAUCACUACAUGGGAAGAUUACAGCAUUAUUACUGCCACAGAGGUUCUCUUUAAAAUCCAGCACACAGAUGUGCCUCUGUCCUACUAUACAGGCAUCCUGGGUAUGCCCGGCAUGACUGCUUACGUUGGUUUUUUUGAGGUAUGCUCUCCUAAGAAGGGAGAACGUGUCUUUGUUUCUGCCGCUUCUGGAGCAGUUGGCCAACUCGUUGGUCAAUUUGCAAAGUUAUUUGGCUGUUAUGUCGUUGGAAGUGCUGGAAGCAAAGAAAAGGUUGAUUUGCUGAAGAACAAGUUCGGGUUUGAUGAAGCUUUCAACUAUAAAGAAGAGGCGGACUUGAAUGUGGCUCUGAAAAGGUACUUUCCGGAUGGCAUUGAUAUUUACUUCGAGAAUGUAGGAGGGAAGAUGCUUGAUGCCGUGCUUCUUAACAUGAGCCUCAACGGCCGCAUUGCCGCCUGUGGCAUGAUUUCACAAUACAAUCUUGAGCAGCAGGAAGGAGUUCAGAAUCUGUUUUGCAUAGUCAGAAAGGGAAUACGAAUGGAAGGGUUUCUGGUGUUUCAUCACUAUCAUCUCUAUCCUAAAUUCCUGGAAAUGAUUAUCCCACAGAUAAAAGAGGGGAAGAUCACUUAUGUAGAAGACAUAGCUGAAGGCCUCGAGAAUGCCCCAAGUUCUUUGAUAGGGCUGUUCUCAGGGCUCAACAUUGGGAAGCAGGUAGUGUCCGUUACCCGUGGAUGAUGUAUAUAUCAUCUGGAAUUGUACUUUUCUAGUCUUGUGCUAUGGUUUUGUCUAGCAUAUAUUGUUGGAUAUCAGGAGGCAAUAUAUACUUGGUAUCUCAUCAGGCAAUGCUGGGAAGCAAGUUGUGGAUGUCUCCUGUGAAUAAUCAAUCAGUGAUGCAUGUCAUGUGAAAGUGCUUUUCAGCUUCGAUGCUUGGUUUUGUCUUAUCUACUGGAUCUUCUUGUCAAAUUAUAUACA
Molecule: messenger RNA, 1308 nt
Organism: Coffea eugenioides
Lineage: Eukaryota; Viridiplantae; Streptophyta; Magnoliopsida; Gentianales; Rubiaceae
Product: 2-alkenal reductase (NADP(+)-dependent)-like
Exons: 5
Coding region: 1-1071 (356 amino acids)
Molecular function (GO): 2-alkenal reductase [NAD(P)H] activity
Source: RefSeq, a predicted model, not a curated record